This is a messenger RNA of Trichomycterus rosablanca, 3819 nucleotides long. RefSeq names its product solute carrier family 4 member 3 (gene slc4a3). Bases 50 to 3601 code for a protein of 1183 amino acids. Gene Ontology annotation, cellular component: plasma membrane. The record is from RefSeq and is a predicted model, not a curated record. The transcript has 21 exons. Gene Ontology annotation, biological process: regulation of intracellular pH; bicarbonate transport; transmembrane transport. NCBI's taxonomy places the organism in Eukaryota, Metazoa, Chordata, Actinopteri, Siluriformes, Trichomycteridae. Gene Ontology annotation, molecular function: monoatomic anion transmembrane transporter activity; solute:inorganic anion antiporter activity.
GCGGUUCGGGGACAUCAUCACAGAGUCCGGCACAAACGGUGCAGAAAAAAUGGGCCGCAGCUACAACGAAAAGGACUUUGAAUACCACCGGCAUACGUUCCACCACACGCACCACCCGCUGUCCACCCACCUCCCCCCCCAGCGCUUCAGGAAGAGGGUCCUGAGCAUGGAGCGCCGGCGCAAGAAGAAACGCAGGAAAAAGAAGACGUCCAUGCCACCCUCCGAGGUCACGCCGACCAUCCACGAGGUCGACGAGGAAGAGGCGGAGUCUGAGACGGAAGCGCAGGGCCGGGCGGCCACACCCGCUCAGACAUCUGAAGAGGAGAUUCAGUUUAGUUUGGGGAACGAGGGGGCGCUGGUACCACCCGCCCCUCUCCCCACUUGUCACAUGGAGUGUGAGAGACCAACCAGCCCAGAACUGCCCACUACCAGUACAUUCACCAGUGCAACCACCAGUACAACAACACGUGAUGACGAAAUACACGGCAAACAGGACGAAGAAGAGGAGGAGGAAGAUGAAGUGUCAAAUAGGUUCAGCCCGUCUCCAGAACCUGCCAGUGCGUCGACACGUGCCUGGUUCUGUCGGAAACCCGUCCACCGGCUGAGCGGUGCCCAGCGCACCAACUACGACCUGAAGGAACGCAUCUGCAUCGGCAGCAUGACGGCCAUAGAGACCGCCGUCUAUCAGAAGGUGCCCACGGAUGAAGCGGAGGCUCAGAUGCUCGCGAGUGCCGAUCUGGACGACAUGAAAAGUCACCGAUUUGAGGACAACCCCGGGGUGAGGAGACACCUCGUCAAGAAGUCGUCGCGAUGCCAGGUCACUCGGACCAACAACAACAGCAACAGCUCUCCAUCUCGGUCCAGCCUGAAGAAGAGGAGGAAGACGGACAAAAAGACUCAUGAGGUCUUCGUGGAGCUGAACGAGCUGAUCGUGGAUAAGAACCAGGAGAUGCGCUGGAAGGAGAUGGCACGCUGGAUCAAGUUCGAGGAGGAUGUUGAGGAGGACACCGACCGCUGGGGCAAACCUCACGUCGCCUCGCUGUCUUUCCGGAGCCUGCUGGAGCUCCGCAGGACCAUCACGCACGGUGCCAUCAUGCUAGACCUGGACCAGACUACACUACCUGGCAUCACACACUUGAUGGUGGAGACCAUGAUCAUCUCGGACCAGAUCAGAGCUGACGACCGGGCCAAUGUCCUGCGGGCCUUGCUGCUGAAACACAGUCAUCCGAACGAUGAGAAGGAGGGCCGCUUCCACCGCAACCACUCCAUCACCAGCCUGGGGAGUUUGCGCCACAACCACAACAACGUCCACGACACAAGCCUGCCGCUGGUACCGGAGGACCGCGAUACCAAAGCGCCGGACCAUGAAAAUGAGGUGUUUAAGAACCAACACCACGGCCCAGCCGAGGCCCACGCCGCAGCCAGAUCUAUGAAACUCCUGGCCAAGAUCCCCAAGGAUGCGGAGGCCACCGUGGUUUUAGUGGGCUGCGUGGAGUUCCUGGAACAGCCUGCCAUGGCGUUUGUGAGGCUAAGCGAUGCGGUCCUGCUCGAGUCGGUCCUGGAGGUUCCGGUCCCAGUGCGCUUCCUUUUUGUGCUCCUGGGUCCGACUCAGAGUAACAUGGACUACCACGAAAUCGGACGCUCCUUCUCCACUCUCAUGUCGGACAAAAACUUCCACGAGGUGGCGUACUUCGCCGACGACCGUCAGGACCUUCUGAACGGAAUUAACGAGUUCCUGGACUGCAGCAUCGUCAUUCCUCCGUCCGACGUGGAGGGCAAAGAUCUCCUGAAGACGGUGGCGUCCUUCCAGAAGCAGAUGCUGCGCAAACGCAAGGAGAGAGAGAACAAGAAAGGGAUGAGCAGAGUGUGCAGGUCCAUCCAGGAAACCAAGUAUCUGAUUCCGGAUGAUCAGGAGGACGAGGAGCCGGAGGUGGACCCGCUGAAGCGCUCCGGGAUCCCGUUCGGGGGUUUGAUUCACGACAUUCGCCGGCGCUACCCUCACUACAUCAGUGACCUGAGGGACGCGCUGGACUCGCAGUGCAUCGCGGCGGUGGUGUUCAUCUACUUCGCUGCUCUUUCACCCACCAUCACGUUUGGGGGGCUGUUAGGGGAGAAAACACAAGGCAUGAUGGGCGUGUCUGAGCUGAUCAUCUCCACUUCUGCGGUGGGGGUUCUGUUCUCCCUGCUGGCAGGACAACCGCUGCUAAUUAUCGGCUUUUCGGGGCCUCUGCUGGUGUUCGAGGAGGCGUUUUACAAGUUCUGCCAGGCGCAGGGGUUCGAGUACCUCACGGGUCGGGUGUGGAUCGGCUUCUGGCUCAUCUUCAUAGUGCUGGUGAUGGUAGCGGCGGAGGGAAGCUUCCUGGUGCGCUACAUCUCGCCGUUCACUCAGGAGAUCUUCGCCUUCUUAAUCUCGCUCAUCUUCAUCUUCGAGACCUUCUCCAAACUCUUCAAGGUGUUUCAGGAACAUCCACUGAUGAAGAUGUACCCGGUCCCUUCAGCUCUUCCAGUCCUCGGAAUCACCGAACCAUCAGCAGAUCCGGUCCUGAUCGAAGGUCCGAUCCUGAACCAGCCCAACACGGCCCUGCUGUCCCUCGUGCUCAUGGUGGGGACCUUCUUCGUGGCCUUCUUCCUUCGAAAGUUCCGUAACAGUCGCUUCCUUCACGGCAAGGUUAGAAGAGUUAUCGGUGAUUUCGGGAUACCCAUCUCCAUCCUGCUGUCUGUGAUAGUGGACCUGUUAAUCCCCGACACCUACACCCAGAAACUCAACGUGCCCGCCGGUUUCUCGGUCACGUCGCCCGACAAGCGGGGCUGGUUCAUCAGCCCGUUCGGAGACAAGCAGCCGUUUCCCGUGUGGAUGAUGGGAGCGGCGGUGGUGCCAGCGCUGCUCGUCUUCAUCCUCAUCUUCAUGGAGACACAGAUCACCACAUUGAUCGUGAGUAAAAAGGAGCGGCGCUUGGUGAAGGGUUCGGGCUUCCAUCUCGACCUGCUCCUGAUCGUCACCCUGGGUGCCAUCUGCCCGCUCUUCGGCCUGCCCUGGCUGACGGCCGCCACCGUCCGCUCGGUCACCCACGUCAACGCCCUGACGGUCAUGAGCAAGGCCACGGCGCCGGGGGAGAAGCCCAUGAUCCAGGAGGUUAAGGAGCAGAGAGUGACCGGCAUGUUCGUGUCCGUACUCGUGGGACUGUCCAUCGUGAUGACCGACGUGUUGAGGCACAUCCCGCUGGCCGUGCUGUUUGGAAUCUUUCUGUACAUGGGCAUCACCUCUCUGACUGGCAUCCAGCUCUACGAGCGCAUCACACUGAUGGUCACGCCGGCCAAACACCACCCAGAUCACCUCUACGUCACCAAGGUGAAGACGUGGCGCAUGAACAUGUUCACCAUAAUCCAGCUGCUGUGCAUCGUGCUGCUGUGGGUGGUGAAGUCCACUGUGGCAUCGCUGGCAUUCCCGUUCAUCCUCAUCAUGACGGUGCCACUACGCAGACUCGUCCUCACCCGCAUCUUUGAGGAGAGGGAACUGGCAGUGUUGGAUGCAGAUGAAGAUUCACCCAAUUUUGAUGAAGACGGACGUGAUGAGUACAAUGAGAUCCACAUGCUCGUGUAGGACUGGCACUCAGACUGGCACUCAGACUGGCACUCAGACUGGCACUCAGACUGGCACUGCGGACUUUUCCUUUUGUUUAUCAGUCAAGCACAAGCUACAGGUGAUGAUGGUCAUGUCAUAAAAUGACAAAACUACAAUAGUCCACUUUCCUUCAGGGUGGCAUGUUGUGUAUAUUUCUCUACAAAUGUACAAGGAUAGAAACCCCAUUUCCAGAAAAG